This is a messenger RNA of Polyodon spathula (Mississippi paddlefish), 1946 nucleotides long. Its product is annotated as KH homology domain-containing protein 4-like. NCBI's taxonomy places the organism in Eukaryota, Metazoa, Chordata, Actinopteri, Acipenseriformes, Polyodontidae. Gene Ontology annotation, molecular function: RNA binding. The record is from RefSeq and is a predicted model, not a curated record. The transcript has 14 exons. The coding region runs from base 120 to 1946 and encodes 608 amino acids. Gene Ontology annotation, cellular component: nucleus.
GGGCGUUACACAUUGAUGGCAGGAGUUUUGGAGGAGGCAGUGGAGUGAUCAAGCUGACCAUUUUAUUUUGUGUGUAGUUUUAUUUAUUUAAAAAAAAACGAUAUAUUGUGCAAGAACAAAUGGCUUCUGGCGUUGCUCAACAGAAAUCGUGCCGUGUUCAAUGGGAUCAGCCAAGUACUACAGCAAGCAUGCUCCAAGGCUUUGGAAGCUUUUCACACGCAGGUUCAUUGCCUGUCGGUUCCUUGCAUUCUAUAGGCACACAUGCUUAUUUGCCCAAUAACCUGGGGAAUUUGGGAACAGCCGUGUCAUUGCCGAGUAACAUGGACAGAGCAUUGUCGACAGCCCCAGUCCCGAAUACUUCAAUAGGGGGGCACAGCUCCUCGCAAAGUGGUGCAGUGGAGGCAGCCACUGCAAUGGCAGCCAAGAUUAAUGCUAUGCUGUUGGCCAAGGGGAAGCUGAAAACACCACAGACACUGCCAGAAAAGAACCUACAGGUCGGAACAGUUUUCAACACUGAUAACUUGGUUACAGAAUUGGACAUUAAUGACGUCCCAGUAAACUGCAGAAACUUCCUGACAAAAGGACAGACUCAGGAUAAAAUACACCAGUACAGUGGCGCUACUGUCUCAACAAAGGGUUACUACAUGACCAACGCAGAAAAAGCACAUGCCAAAGGAACGGACAGGCCUUUGUAUUUGCAUGUUCAAGGCAAGACACAGGAAGAGGUUAACAAGGCAGUGGUCUGCAUUAAGGAAAUUAUUUCAGAAGAUGUCUUGAGAACUGAAUUAGCGCAGCCACAAGCUGUUGCACCUGCUGUUCCCAUCUAUAACCAACCAAGCAAGCCUGCUGCACAUGCCCACUCUCAUGCAGGGCAUUUUGUGCAUGCAAAACUCUUUGUAGGUUUGCACCAGACUGUGCCUUCUUUCAACGUUAAUGAGAAAAUUGAAGGUCCUGGUGGUUCCUACUUGCACCACAUCCAGACUGAGACUGGCGCUAGAGUGUUCCUUAGAGGGAAAGGCUCUGGGUAUAUGGAGCAGGCGUCGAAGCGGGAGUCUUUUGAGCCCUUGUACCUGUACAUCAGCCAUCCAACAGCAGUAGGUUUGGAAGCAGCAAAGAAGCUCUGUGAAAGCUUGUUAGAAACGGUGCGGUCAGAACAUUCCAGGCUGCUUUCAAUGUAUACUGCAGGGGGAUCAUCACAAGCUUAUCCAUCUUCCCUGGGAUACCCUCCUAGUAACAGUUAUUGUAGCCAGUCAUCCUGGUAUAAUUACUCAUCCACUGGUUACAUGGGAGACUAUUCUGCAUAUCCAGCAUCCAGUGGUUAUUGGAGUAGUUCAAAUGGUCCACACAGUCACUCUAACAUUUCAUCAACCCCUCAAUCUUCUCAGGCAAUGGUUCAGUAUCCAGUGUGUCCAAGGAAGCAACCUUCUUAUCUAACGCAGGACAUUCCAACUAGUUACUGCCCCUCUUCAGAUGUGUCCUCUUCCAGCCCACCACGUCCAAGCAGUCCAAAAAGACACUUCUCAGACAAAACCAAUGAAACAACUUCUGGAUGCCAGCAUGGGCCCAUUCACCCCAAUAAUUUUACUUCAGACACUACCGCGAAGACAGAAAAGGUGUCCUCUACAAGCAAGAAUGAAGACGGCGAAGAAUUGGAAAGGCUGUUGAUGCCCCCUCCCCCUCCACCAACUACUGGAAUAACACGCAAAAGGCAAAAGACACAGGGCUACUCCAAGGCUACACUUGGUAUGCAUUUCUAUAAUCAAACCCAUUCACUUUUGUCUUUUUUUUUUUUCCCUCCCUUCAAAGUCUAUGGUAGCCAAGAUCCAGCUGCUUUCAUGAAGAAGCAGAAAACUGGUGGGGAUGGCAGUGGGUUAGUCCCUUAUAGUGGGGACUCUUCAGAUGAAGAGGAAGACCGCUUUCUUGGCAGUAAGAUGCCUUUCCAGUAA